UCGAAUACAGGGAAGAGAUGGACGAUUUGAAGGAGCGGGUUCGAGUUCUAGAGGCACUUCUUUCGGAAUUACUCGAUUCCAAAAAUGCCGAGCCGGAGAUCGGGGAUGAGUAUUCAAUUGAAGAGGAUCUGUCGUCGUCCUUUGGAAACCCGGGCACUCCAGGACUGGACAUGAACAGCGCCCCCUCACAGAUGUCCAACGAAAAUAAACCUCACCUGCAGGAGGUGCUGGUUCCUCACCAACCGCUGCCACCACUGCGAGAGGUCACACCUCAACACACGACUCAUAAUAUCCCGUACAUCGAUCCUGCUACGCUACCUCACAAUGACCCGUUUCAAGAAGAUAUGCUUGCACCCGAUCACAUCAUGGUGCCCUUGAACGAAACAGCUAUCUCACAGAACACGAAACCCGAUAAAGAUGAAAUCCCUCCUAAGAAACCAUCGUCCAUCACCAGCACGAGACAAGGAAGCAGCAGCAGUAGCAGCAGCAGUAGCAGCGCUCUUCUCGUAGAUGAAGGAGGAGAACCAGAUGAUGCCAUCGGUGUUUCUAUCAACAGCGAUGGCACAAUUCAAGACACGAGCCCGCCAGCAGAAAACGACGGGCAAAGUGUAGCACACUUCCCCGAUGUCAUCGAAGUCGCAACCGAAUUCCCUGUUGAACAUUCGAUGACUUCAACGAUUGAGGGCGGGUCGUACCUAAUCUAUAGCUCCAGCGAUGGUGGUGCGGACGAUGUCUUCCCCGACAACGGAGGAGAAAGCGAUAGUACCGACCCGUCUCAGGUCCGUACCGAGGAUCAACCAAAGCAACAAGGCGGCAAAAACAGGUCACCUUUCAUGAACACCAUGACGUCACAGAAUGGACACAGUGGGGACCUCAACAAACCAAGAUGGAAGAUUUUCAAAGAGCUAAUGGAUCUAAAAACCCUACGAGGAACUGUCGAUGGAAAGCGCCCUCGUCCCAAAGGCAAGGGGAAACCGAACAACUGUAUCCUUGACGGAUGCCUGUGUCUCAGGAAGAAAGGCUACACAGAAGAUGGCAUUUACUACAUAGAAAACUUUGAGGGUUCUGGCAGGCGAGGAAAACACAUAAGGCUGUUCUGUGACAUGACUACAGAAGGUGGCGGAUGGACCGUCAUACAAAACAGACAGAAUGGGACUACGAACUUCUACCGAGGUUGGGAUGACUACACCAAAGGCUUUGGUUACCUGGAUGCUGAUUUCUGGAUCGGAAACACCAUGAUAUACGCCAUCACCUCACAAACAAGAUUCAUGAUUAGAUUCGAAUUCACAGAUUGGGAUGAUCAAAUGGGUUAUGCAGAGUACAAUAGCUUCCGGAUCAAUGAUGCGAGUGAUAACUUCCGGUUGGUCCUCGGUCAGUACAUGGGAGGCAACGCCGGGGAUGCCAUGACAUAUCAUAACAAUACGCAGUUCUCUACGAGGGAUCGUGAUCACGAUUUAUCUAUCGGCAACUGUGCCUUCCUCCGCCAAGCCGGUUUCUGGUUCCGCGGCUGCAACAAGGCCAAUCCCAACGGUCGCUGGCUCGCCCGGGCAGACGCCCGUGGACUGAACGGUGCGGUGGUGAAUUGGGGAACGUGGGAAGGUCACAAGUAUACUUACUGCCUCAAGUCCUUCCGGAUCAUGAUCCGUUCGCAGAACGCACUGAGUGCAAUGACGUCAGAAACGGAAGAGAGGAUGGUCAAUCGGGAUGAACAUCGCGGGCGGAACGUUGACGAGGCAACGCGCAGUGCUCGCAGACAAGAACGUCUCGAACGCCAACGCGGUAACUGAACGACCUCGCGGGUGCUUUGAACACAUGGACAGCAAUUUCCGAACCCCCGGGUCCGAACCGCUUUAUAAACAGUAAUAAGAAUGGUAAUGAGACCAAAUGUAAGCCUACACAGAGACAGAAGAAAUGGUAGAUCGAUCGUGAGGGAACUAUAUUAUGUGAGAUGUGCCUGAAAUAUAUAGAAAGUGAAGCUGGCGAAACGGAGGCAAAAUAAGAGAUUUUAUAGGAACGAAAUCGUUUGUUGCUGACGGAGACUGGACAUGCCGGAAAAACGUUAAUUUGUAUCGACAGAUACCGAGACAGAAAAUAAUAGUUUUGGCGCGGUUGAGUAGGAAUGUAUUCGACUAAUCAACUAAUUAUUGGAUAAUCGGAAUAAGUUUCCCAUGCUUUUUAUUAAUGUCUGAAGUUAAACUUUAACGUAGAUUUAAAAUAUCAACCUUGAAAUCUUCUGCAUGAAACAAACAUGAAAUUCGCAUUCGAUUUAACUAGUUUUAAAUCAUAACAUAAGUGUCCCAAUAAGAAGCCAAAAUCAAUGGUUUUUUUUAAUUCAUUGGAUAUUUAGCUGUAGGCAUUGCUGAGUGAACCACUCAAUUUCAGAGUUUUCUCAGUCUUAAUCCAAUCCCUAUAUUGCACUAUCAUGAUGUCAAAACUUAUAUUUUGAUCAUGUACUUUUAUAUAAAGAAAAUGAAAGUUUCGUCUAGAAGUUUCUUUCUAUCCCACUGAGGGUUCGUAAAAACGAUGACGAAAUAAUGUUAUGCAACCGGCACGGAUGCCAUGGAAUUACAGUGUAAGUCGGUCUUAUUAUAUUUACUUGUUUAUUGGAAAAAUUUCCUUAUAAACGUUAAAAUUAUUUAGUCUCUCCUCAGUAUUUUCUCUUAGUCUCAUUUCUAAAAUAGUUCAUCUAUUUUGGUAAUUGCUAAUCUUGAAAUUCAUUCUUAACAUGUUCUUAAUAACAAGCAGUAGCAGAAUAACGCUAACCAUCGCUUACCUUCUUUGGUUCAGUUGGUUAAUGUUUUCUAUUACUGUUGCAUGUUGAAUACAAGAUUUAAAAAAUACAUGUGUAUUUUGUUAGUUUAAUUACAAGGUAUUUUGUUGUGUAUUUUGUGGAAAUAUCGUAGAAAAUGCUCGUUAUAAAAGACCGUGUCAGUUGCGUGUAAGUUUCGGGUGAAUUUCUAUGGGCAGCCAUAAGGGCCGGUCAUAAAACUGAAGCUUGUACUCCGCUAACCCGGUCGUUUAAUUUUGGCCCUUACGACUGCCCAUACAAAUUUAACCAAAACUUACGCCCAACCAACACGGCCUUUUAUAGUAAACUGUAGAGAAUGUGCAGUAAUGGUAAUGGGAAUUAUACGGGAUAAAAACAGCUUUUAGCAGCCGAUCGGGGAAACUUUGAUGAAAAUUCCGCAAGCCCCCUCCCCUCCCGCUAUUGGUGAUAGCUGGAUCCGCCAAGCUAAUAGAUGUUUGUGAAUGAUACGAUCCGGGGUAUUUUGAUAAGAGGCAAGUCAACCCAAAAUGAGACGUCAUAAUCAAUGAAAUCACAGGACGGUGUAUACUAUCCAGGUACACGAUCCGCGUGUUUGAUCCGCAAAUCGGCCAUUGAUCUAUGCCUAUCUGUCUUCUUCCCAUUUGGUUUCAUCCCGCAAUCAUGUUCUGUCUAAUCCUACUCACCUUUUUGUUUAAUUUGCCACUUUGCCCAUCUAUAAUUUCUACGAGUCAUGUACCGAAUUGAUUGACUCGGAACAAAGCUGAAUCCCAUCUGGCGCCAUUCAUAGUCACAACUGAUAUGAAUGACUCCACAGAAAUAUCAAGGUUUCGCAAUAAAUAUCCAAUUGUCAUAUUUUUUCAUUUUUUAUUUACUUUUUAAGAACACAUUACAAUGUUUCUGUAAAGUGCUGACACCUUCUACGUUCGUUGGUAUAUAAUAUACUGGCAUCUUCCUAAAAAACCAUGCCACUUGAUUAAAAUUUUAAGCUGUAUAAACGUGGAAAGUUUAAUAGCACGGAAAGAAAAAUCAUAUAUAUCGUGUAUAUGUUCUCAUUCUCUGCUAUAGCUCACAGCAUUUUUUUUAAAGUAAAAUUGUUUACCCCCCACCCCCUCUAUGGUUAUAGCAGUGUAUAUAGAAUUUGUAAAAUUAUACCUGUCUGGUAACAUUGCUUUGUUAAUUUUUUAUUCCUUGUACAUACUGUAAUGGGUGUGCCUUACUAUGAUUUUAUUACACAUCUUUACUGUAAUAUCCAACUAUUUAUGUACUUUAGUUUGGAAUAAAGAUACAGUGAAAUACUGAUUUUUUUUUUUAAUGUUCCAUAACA
Lytechinus pictus (painted urchin) is the source of this 4091-nucleotide messenger RNA. Its product is annotated as tenascin-N-like. Lineage: Eukaryota; Metazoa; Echinodermata; Echinoidea; Temnopleuroida; Toxopneustidae. The transcript has 6 exons. Bases 18 to 1787 code for a protein of 589 amino acids. The record is from RefSeq and is a predicted model, not a curated record.